AUGCCUCCAACGAGGGGAGCGACGUUCGAGGACGCCGACAUCGCCGGCACCAACCGAAGUGGAUGCGGUGCUUUCGCGCGGAGUUCACCCAAACCCAAGUCGUUGAAGCCUGUCCACGAAGGCGAAGGAACAGGCAUGCCUGCAUUUCAGCCCGCCGCCACCACACGAAGCCAACCCUGUGACGGCGCUUCACGCAGUCGUGCCCUACCGCCCGCACGGCCAGGGCAGAGCAGCAAAAACCUCCACGUCCCGGAGCCACCGCUCCGGCCUCCAUGCGCAACAGCAGAGCAGACACCUCAAGUCGACUCGUCACCUCAAGUCGACUCGUCGCUCGCCUCGGGGAGCCAGCCAGCACCCCGACCACCAGAGAAGCGGCACCGCCGCGCCGCCGUCCAUGCACCAUGGCACACCUCUACCAUGGCCUGCAGGUGGCACAACCGCCGGGACGCCGCAAAACUGGGGCCACCACCACGCGACCGCCGCGCCGAGGCACCCACCAGCUCCAUGGACCUCCACCAACCACUGCGUCGAGGCACCGCCCGGCCACCAACCACCCACGCGCAGUCCAGACGUCGCAGACAGCGAGGCGAAGACGCGCACCCGGGGCCGCCGCCCCGGCAUCCCCAACUCCGGCAGAGAGCAUGCCAGCACCGGGCACCUCCUCCACCUCCACCCGACACGAGCAACAGCGCAUGCCCGUCUGGGCCCGCCAAGGCCUAG
Molecule: messenger RNA, 720 nt
Organism: Lolium perenne
Lineage: Eukaryota; Viridiplantae; Streptophyta; Magnoliopsida; Poales; Poaceae
Source: RefSeq, a predicted model, not a curated record